UGCAAGAGAGAGACAGUGGGGAGACCUUGGCACGGAGUUGGACCAAACUCUAAAUAUAGCCCAACCCACUUUCCGUGCAGUUCUCUUCAUACUCUGAAGGCAGAUGACCUUGUCAGAAAACUGACCUCCCAGCAUGUCACUCUCUACAAAGAGAGGAUCUAAGGGAACAGGACUGCAACAUAAAAGGACAGAAAAGCAAUCAACCAUCUGCUUGCAGCAAGUGAGUGUAGAUCCUUCAGAUGAUGAAGCUAUUGAGAAAGCAAGUGAUAACAGGACAGCAGCACGUCAAGAUUCAGAUUCCAAACCUCCUGCGGCAAAGAAAAGAAAGCAGCCUACGGAGUGCUUUUUAAGUCAGCCUGAAGAAAAACAAGAGACCACUGUAAAGGCAAAGAAGAGAAAGAAGAAGAAAAUUUCUGAUAUUCUGGAAAAAUCUGCUCCAAAACCUGGUGUUCCUGCGGAUCUACAAAAUCUGCUCAGACAACAUUUUGGUGAAAACCGUUCAGUGAUUGAAUUAGAGGAACUGAAGCUGUCAGAUUCCUGUUUUUUGCCAGCCAAUGAUCUCACCCACAGUUUUUCUUCAUACCUGAAGGAAAUCUGUCCUAAGUGGGCCAAACUCCGUAAAAACCACAAGGAGAAGAAGUCAGUGGUGAUGCUGGUUAUCUGCAGUUCUGCCCUUCGUUCCUUGGAACUCAUCAAGUCAAUGACAGCAUUUAAAGGAGACUGCAGAGUUCUCAAGUUGUUUGCAAAGCACAUAAAGAUAAAAGAACAGAUUGAUAUGUUGGAGAAAGGUGUAUUCCACAUCGGGGUUGGAACUCCUGGGAGAGUAAAAGCGCUAGUGGAGCAAGAUGGCCUGUGUUUGAACUCCACAAGAUAUAUGAUUCUGGAUUGGAACUGGAGAGAUCAGAAACUAAGGAGAAUGAUGGAUAUUCCUGAGAUAAAGAAAGAAACAAUUGACCUACUGGAGAUGUGUAUUAUAAAGCUCUGCAGAGAGGGAUCUGUGAAGCUGGGACUCUUUUAAUGUUCUACGAACAAGGAAGUUGUUCGCAGCUGCAUUUUACUGCUAUCCUGUCUGCAAUUUGCAAGUGAUUAAGAUUAAUGGGUGAUGGAAUUCAGAAUGUUGACUUUUUAGAUGUCUAUUAAUACAGAAAGAAAGCAUAUUGCAACUUUUUCUGAGUUGUAAUAAUAAAACAGAUUUUUAUUUAGGAGCAAUGUGAUACUGAAAUUAGAGGUACAUUGCAUUAACCUGCCAGAUUUAAUACUGUAUCCCUUCUAAGACUUUGAAGAUGGGCAAACUUGGGUGUGAAAGCCUUUGUACAACCCAAUUCUCUGAUAUUUCUGUCUGCUGUCCCAAAGGAGACCUUUAUUUCUCUCAUGGGUGAUAAUCUAGUUCUUGCUUUACAGGAUCCUUGAAAGUGUUGCAUGAAUUUCAGUAAUUUGUCAGAAAGGUAUUUGUCACCCAUCUGUUCUAGAGCUGGCCAAAUGCAA
Molecule: messenger RNA, 1485 nt
Organism: Cuculus canorus (common cuckoo)
Lineage: Eukaryota; Metazoa; Chordata; Aves; Cuculiformes; Cuculidae
Gene: CMSS1
Product: cms1 ribosomal small subunit homolog
Exons: 10
Coding region: 134-1018 (294 amino acids)
Cellular component (GO): 90S preribosome; nucleus
Source: RefSeq, a predicted model, not a curated record